CAUCUCUAUCUGGAGCUGUUGUUAUUGCCGUGGCCACUAGUCUGAGGGAGUCCUUGCUCUCAGGUCAUCGUCCUUGCAUCUUCUCUCAUCUGCUGUGGUCCUUGAGUGAGAUGAGUUCUUGGGGCGAGAUGGGGGAGGCCAUCGAACUCAGUACCAGGGAGCACGUGACCCCGGAGAUGAACAAGCUUCGUCAGAGCCUGAGGAGGAAGAAGCCCACCUAUGUGCCAGAGGCCAGCAGACCGCAUCAGUGGCAGGCGGACGAGGAGGCUGUACGCAAGGGAAAGUGUAACUUUGCUGUUCGGUACCUGGGGUUGGUGGAGGUGGAGGAGUCACGAGGGAUGCACGUAUGCGAAGAGGCGGUGAAGAAGCUAAAAGUUAGUGGGAAAAAGACAGUAAAAGCAGUAUUGUGGGUUUCAGCUGAUGGCCUCAGGGUGGUGGAUGACAAGACCAAGGACCUCAUCGUGGACCAGACCAUAGAGAAGGUUUCGUUCUGUGCACCCGAUCGCAACUACGACAAGGCCUUCUCCUACAUCUGCAGAGAUGGGACGACCAGACGGUGGAUGUGCCACUGCUUCAUGGCUCUGAAAGACUCGGGGGAGAGGCUGAGCCAUGCAGUUGGGUGUGCCUUUGCUGCCUGUUUGGAGAGAAAACAGCGACGGGAGAAGGAGUGCGGCGUGACGGCGUCUUUUGACGCCAGUCGCACCUCCUUUGUGCGUGAGGGCUCGUUCCGAGCCAACUCCUCCUGCAGCCAGCAGGGCAGCAGCAGCGAGCGAGAGGACAAGCUGCAGGACAAGAGGAAAGACCAGCCAGUUGUGAUGCCCGCCCUUCCUCCUGGCACCGCCUCGCCCCCCGAGGGCGCAGCAUCCCCCAUGGAGCGUCCAGAGCCGGGCGGGCCUCAUGCCAUCCCGCGCCGCCACGCGCCCAUCGAGCAGCUGGUGCGUCAGGGCUCGUUCCGGGGAUUUCCGGCCCUCAGCCAGAAGAACUCUCCCUUCAAGCGGCAGCUGUCGCUCCGCCUCAACGACCUGCCAUCCACCCUGCAGCGCAAGACAGACUUUGAGACCAAGAACCCGGACAUGGACCUGGGGUAUCCAGGUGAAGGGGACAGUAGUAUCAAUGCAUUGUGUAGCCAGAUCAACACUUCUUUCACCAAGCCAUCAGAUGAGCUCUUCAUUAAUCCCUCCAUGUCUGCGAACGGUCCACCGGACUGCACUGUGCCCCCUGUUCUGCCCCCACCACCUGCACCAGUGCAGGCCACCUCCUCCUGGGUGCAGCCAGAGCCUCCACUCCACUCUCCUCCUCCGGUUUCUGUGGCGAUGGCGAUGCAGAGUGGCCACAAGCGCACACCGUCGGAAGCUGAGAGAUGGCUAGAGGAGGUCUCCAAGGCUGUCAAGGCCCAACAGACCCCCCCUCCAGGCCCCACCAUCCCCACUAUUCCUGGACCACCCUCCAUGUCCAGUCAUCAGAUGUCCAGUCAGGCAGUCAUGUCUGCGGCCCCAGUAUCCACUGUCACAAUGUCCCUUGGCACCAUGUCUAAGCCUCUUAUUUCGGGUCCCUCUACUCUUUCAGGUCAGGCCCCGAUGCCCCUCCCACCCAUGUCAAUUCCGUCUGUUCCUCUAAUACCAGGCCCCCCUGUGUCAGGUCCUCCCAUGUCUCUUCCAUCCAUGUCCAUCCCCACGAUGUCGGGUCCGAGCAUGUCCGGGGCCUCGUUGAUGCAAACCUCCCUGCCUGGACCCCCAGGCUCCCUUCCAAGCUCCAUGCAGCCCUUCCCCUUGGCUUUUGAUACUACUCCAGCUCCUGUGGGAAUGUUUGCCAGCCAGCCUGUCCAACCUGCUUUUGUGCCCAUGCAGACCUACAUGCCAGGUUUGGCAAGCAGUAUGACGUAUCCCAACGCCAGCGUGCCGGUGGUUGGGAUCACACCAUCCCAAAUGGUGGCCAACGUCUUCUGUACCGCCACAGGCUCGUCCGGCACAGGAGGUGCUAUAGGCUCAGCUGCAGGAGGACCUAAGGUGGGUGCACUGGGAACAGUCGGGCAGCACCAUCCCUAUCCGGCAGCCCCCGGCGCCGUUGGUCAUGCUGGAGGCUUCUCCACGCCUUCGUUUUCUUCCACCUCGCCAUUACCGACAGCGAUUAAUGGCCUCCCACCACACAGUAGCGCCACACUGGGCCUUCAGAAUGGGACCUCCAGCGGUGGAGGGACCAGUGGCAGCAGUAGUAGCUGGCCUCCGGAGGGAAGCCAACUAGCGGCACCGGUGGUCAGCGAUCCCCAAGAUGAUGACCGCUUCGAGGCCAAGUGGGCGGCACUGGAGACAAAACCGACGCCUCAGCAGUCUGGGAACAAGGCGCCAACUGCUACAGCCAACCCAUUCUCCAACAAUUUACAGAAGACUUUUGAGAUUGAGCUCUAAGAUGAACUCAGCAUCCUGAAGCUGUAGCACUAGUCCUGGAAUUAAAGCCUGAGACAGCCAGGUGCUAACUCCAGCCUCUUUGCUUAGAAUGGGGUGCAGGUCCUUCAAGUUAGCCUAGCAAUUGCUCAAAGCUCUCAACAGGAAUCAAUCCUACAAAUAUUUUAAUUGCUUUCUUUAUGCUCCCAUGUGAGUGAGAGAGGAACUUGGCAGUCUGACGGGUUGCUAUUGGAAGAUCAGGUCUCCAGCUCUCCAGACUUGACGGACUGAAUACUUCCACUCUACCUGCUGCCUGCCGGCCUUUCUUGCUUUCACCUCUCCACUCUGGCUUUACUUCACCUGCUGCAAGUCUCUAAAUGUACUGCAUGUGCCCACUCUGGCAAAUGCAGUGGAGGGAGGGGGACACAGUCCAGUGGUUCCUUUCUUUAAAAGCCGACUCCACUCAGAUGCAUUCCAAUCCCACAAACUGCUGUUUUGUUUUGUUUUGUUUUGUUUUUGGCAGUUUGGCUUGAUUUUGGUGGUGAUUUUAGCAGAUAUGGUAACAUCAGAAGAUACGCAGAGAGGCACAGGAAGGAUCAGCUGUUGAAUGGACUGAUGUUGAAGUCAGCCGAGCACAGCAGGAGUUUGGUUUCCUCAAAGGACGGGGCAAUGAUGUGAGACUCAACCUUACCAACCCAAAAGGACUGACUGACCAAUAGUAGAGAUUUAUGGCCAAAAUUAUUUUAUUUAUUGUAUUUUAUUUUUUAUUUCAACAAGUUAUAUGUACUUAAUCUCAGAAUUUAAAAUCAAUGUUGCAGAAGCAUGUGUUUAUUUUCAUUUUUAUUAUCCCCUAUAUUUAUUUUUGGUGAAUUGUAAAGAGCAGAGAAGGUGCAGGGAGCAGACAGUCGGCGGGUGUGAUUGGGCAGUCAUCGAGCGAACUGUGUGAAACUGAAUCGCAUCACAGGAACCAAAUAGUGAAGGCCGGCCGUGCAGCUGCGUAGUUCAACAUACAACUCAAGUGUAUAUAGCUGCAUGUUUCUUUCACCCUAACAGACAAACUAUAUGUUUCCCUGCUCCCGAGGCCGGAUUAGUCCAGUAUGGCUUCACGUUGUGCGGUGUAGCCUGUUCCUCUCGCUCAUGUCUGACAAUACGGCUCUGGGACAUAAACAAUCACUUCAGGAUAUCCAGCACACAGACACUCUGGACAAUACAGCACAACAGUCCUUUGGAUGCCGUCAUCACCAGACAACACCCAAGGAAUGUUAACAACUCAGUGGAAGUAAAUAUUUACGAAAAUCUAUAACACUGUGCAAGCGAAACAUAAUGCACUACAUUCCAGCAUCCAUAAAUAUUUUUGCGUCUUCAAACACAGGGUACGGUCUCAUUGCAUUCAGUGUGAUUGUGUAGCCACCUCGCGUCAGUCACGGUAGUGCCGCUUUCGUAUUACUUCUCGGGAUUAAAAAUGACAUGUGGAGAGAAAAAGGGUAACGUGAGGAGACACGGACUGUCCACGAAUCCGCCUUCUGCACGCUGCCUAUGAGCAUCUUACUGCACGUCCGAUAGGAAGAGCCUGAUUGACCGAGGUCCUGCAGGAAGCGUGGUAAAUUGAACACUCAAAUAGAUUGCACUUUUCUGUCUUGAGUGCUGCAGAUGAUCAAGUGAGAAUAAGCUCACGAGUGGCAGGAGUAUUCAAAGGAGGGUUUUGUGUGCAUUAGGCAUGGUUUACAUGUUAACGGUGUGCUGGAAAUAAUAUUGUUUCCAUUUUCAUUUGCUUGAGUUCACCAGUUGAGGCCCCCACAAACACAAAAUUAAAUGUACGGUGUUUGAUAUGUUGAUGGAGGAAGUGUUCAAACAUAAUUGGAGUAUUACCAGAAAAAGAAGAGCAUCAGAAGAAAUUCAGAAAAAAUAAAUCACAGGAUUUAAGAAGGAGCAAAACACAGAAAAUGUUAAUAAUAAAAUCCUGAGAAAACAUUGUGGAAGGAAGCUGAUGAAAUGCCAAAAUAAUAACAUCUCUGCAAAAUGGAGAGCCAGUUUGCUCCUCAUUUUCAUGAAAAACAGAUGCAUAAACAAUGUAAUUUGUACAUUAAUCCAUUCAUACAGACUCCCAGGAAUUUGCAGGAUAUAGAAUGUGCCCGACACGCCAUAUUCAUGAAGGCAACCAUACUAAACCAAUAGUGUGUGCUGUUUUGCACACUUCUGACACGCAAUCCUCCAAGUGUGUGUGUCAUAUUUACACCAGUUUUAUACUCAUUAACAUUUAGUAGAUCAGAUUCUUGGUAGUUGACAGAAUGAGGGUUCAAAUGCAAAGUCAAGUAGAGCUUAUUUCUGGUAAAUAUAGGUUAAAAAUGCCACAUCAAAGGGCUAAAGUUCACGUUUGUAAACAAUAAAGCUACUCUCUUGAGAUUUUUAAGGAUUUUCCCAAAGAUUAAAUGUUACCUGGGGAUCAAAAUGAUGAUGAUGAAAUGAAUCAAAUGGAACUAGACUUUAUGUAGGAUUAUUCCACACUCUCCCAAAAUCCUUGAGCAAACAAAUCUUAAAAGAUUUAUAAUUAAUUUGAAACUUUUAUGCGUUUAUCUGUUCCUGUGUGGAUGCCAGCAGGGCGUCUUUACGAGCUCUCCCACUUGUAGAUUUACUAGAUGAUGGUAUUUACAAAGUUGGGAGGAAAGUUUUGUCAUUUGUCAUUUGUCAUGUUGCAGGAAAAAAGAAGUGAUGCAUCUAUGGCAGGGGUGUCUAAACAAUGACAAAAUAUCUCCCUGAAAUUGUUUGUGUUUAGCACUUGAUGCGAUCUUACAUUUCUUUCAUUUUGCCCUUUUUAUGUGAUUAUGCUUGUUUUGUCGAAAAGGCAAAUCAAGGUUUUCUAAGUAUUGUAGCUCAGAAGUGCUGAAGAGCUAACAAAUGUCUUGUGUGGGUCAUGUCUCCCAUUAUAUUUACCGCACAGUUACAUCUCCAGAAGUAGACUUUCAGAUAUGAAGUUUUUUGUUCAGGUUGAGACUUAUUUUCUAUCCAGAUCCAGAGAAUAAAAUCCUGCUGUUGAAUAUUGUCGUAGGGAUGAAAAUAUCUCUGCACUCUGUGCAAGAUCCAGGUAUUUGUGGCACAGUUCGGUUUGUGUUCUCCGUACCACAGGUUACAUUUUUCUAAAACGGUGUGUUUUGUGAGCUCAGCAGGCAGUUUUGAGUGCAGCCACAGACUCAGGUGUUAAAAAUGAGCAGUGGAGGAUAUCUGACAUAAAAGUGUGACAAAUGACAAAUACGUCUUGGACAGAUUAACGAAGACAAAGUUGGAGCAGAUUCAGAAGUUUUCUUCACAGAGGAGGGAUGAGCUGUACGUUUCAGACUGAAAGAGGGACGGAGAUAUUCUUUUAAAGAGCGACGGAAGUCUGAAAGAAGGACGUUUGGAUAAGAUGUGCUAAAACGGAGAUAAGAGUGAGAGGCGGAUCGUGUGAAAAUAUUGAGAACAAAGACACGUUCAUCACGUACGUAGCCGACAACACGAGCACUGUCUGCCAUCAUUUCCUUUUUCUUAAGGCCAAAUUGCUCUUUUUUUUUCAACGUCAUAUUCCUCAGCUCGUUAAGCUUCAAAUAUAACUUCUCAUAAUCGAAAAAAAAAUUCAUAAGCUGUUUUUAUUUAACUAACUAAACUGAAUAUAAUAAAUCUUGUGUCUUUUCACGAAGAUGCAUCGUCACAGAGGAUUCAAAUAGAAAAAAGUCAUGAUUCAAGGGCUCUUCUUCCUCACGUUGUGUCUGUACGUUAUCUCCAUGUUACCUUCCCCGAGAUGUUCCUGUUAUGUUCCUUGGGAAUUGAAUUGUAUGGAUGUGAACUGCCACUGAUUAGAUUUCCUGCCCAUUAACUUCCUACAGAUUCAGUAGCUUAUUUGGUCUCUUCCUGUCCGAUAUGUCGGCUUUUUUUUUUUUUUUUUUUUUGUUGCUGUUCAGAACUCAGAUUUAUUUGCCACUGAUUUGUCCCACCUCGGAUCCUCCCGGGCUUCAGUCCUUUGUCUUCAGGGUCAAUCAAUAUUUCUUCCUCUUUCAACAAACCCAAACCGCUCUCUGUCUUUCUCCCUCCCUUCCUUUCUCUACAAAUCGAUACAGAUUCACUCUGAAAAAUCAAAAGGUUUUGUUUCAUUAGGAAUAUAUUUUAGCCCUUGACUCUUGUUUGCACGCCCUCCAAAUUAUAAAUGUUGGUUAAUUGUGUUCCGGGUUAAAGCAAACUAAAUGACCUCAUAAACUUGAUUGUAAAACCAUAAUUUAGUGAUGGUAACAAAGCAGACCAGUGGAGUUUAUUUUUAAUCUUUAUUUACAGACUUUUUGUAUUUAAACCAACAUAUUUGUAUUGUAAUUACAUUGUACAAAAGAUAAAUAAAGUAAUAUAAUAUUA
Messenger RNA from Salarias fasciatus (jewelled blenny), 6755 nucleotides. It is a transcript of the gene numbl, whose product is annotated as NUMB like endocytic adaptor protein. NCBI's taxonomy places the organism in Eukaryota, Metazoa, Chordata, Actinopteri, Blenniiformes, Blenniidae. Gene Ontology annotation, biological process: positive regulation of neurogenesis. The record is from RefSeq and is a predicted model, not a curated record. Bases 111 to 2405 code for a protein of 764 amino acids. Gene Ontology annotation, cellular component: cytoplasm. The transcript has 9 exons.